Messenger RNA from Syngnathoides biaculeatus (alligator pipefish), 7288 nucleotides. RefSeq names its product gamma-enolase. The transcript is spliced from 13 exons. Gene Ontology annotation, biological process: glycolytic process. The record is from RefSeq and is a predicted model, not a curated record. NCBI's taxonomy places the organism in Eukaryota, Metazoa, Chordata, Actinopteri, Syngnathiformes, Syngnathidae. Gene Ontology annotation, molecular function: magnesium ion binding; phosphopyruvate hydratase activity. Gene Ontology annotation, cellular component: phosphopyruvate hydratase complex. The coding region runs from base 119 to 1423 and encodes 434 amino acids.
CCUCCUCUUCCCAGUGUGUGCGUAGUACUCGCCCUCCUCCUCAUCAACCAUUUCACUCCUUCCUCUCAUUCCCGCACAUUCUCUUGCUUCCUCCGGCAAGCGUCAAACAGGCUGCAGGAUGUCCAUAGUGAAUAUUGUUGCCAGGGAGAUUCUGGACUCCCGCGGAAAUCCGACAGUGGAAGUAGAUCUUCAUACCAAUAAAGGUCUGUUCCGGGCCGCUGUGCCGAGCGGCGCCUCCACCGGCAUCUACGAGGCUCUGGAACUCCGAGAUGGAGACAAGACUCGCUACAAAGGCAAAGGUGUAACGAAGGCAGUUGGUCACAUUAAUGACACUCUUGGACCAGCCCUUAUCCAGUCAGGGAUCAGUGUGCUGGAGCAGGAGAAAUUGGACAACGUGAUGAUCGAAAUGGAUGGCACUGAUAACAAAUCUAAGUUUGGGGCCAACGCUAUCCUCGGAGUGUCACUGGCCGUAUGCAAAGCGGGAGCAGCAGAGAAGGAUGUGCCCCUCUACCGUCACAUUGCUGAUCUGGCAGGGAACCGAGACCUGGUUCUUCCAGUUCCCGCUUUUAAUGUGAUCAACGGGGGCUCCCAUGCUGGGAAUAGGCUGGCUAUGCAGGAGUUCAUGGUACUCCCCGUUGGGGCGGAGUCAUUCCGGGAGGCCCUGCGUGUCGGGGCGGAGCUCUACCAGACCUUGAGGGGCGUGAUCAAGGAGAAGUACGGUCAGGAUGCUACCAACGUGGGUGACGAGGGGGGGUUCGCACCCAAUAUUCAGGAGAACAGUGAAGCUCUGGAGCUGAUUAAGACGGCUAUCGAGAAGGCGGGCUUCACAGACAAAGUAGUGAUCGGGAUGGACGUGGCCGCCUCCGAGUUCUUCAUCGAGGGCAAGUACGACCUGGACUUCAAGUCUCCACCGAACGCCGCACGCAACAUCAGUGCCGAGGAGUUGGCCAGCAUCUACCAAGGCUUCAUCAACAACUAUCCAGUUGUUUCCAUUGAAGACCCCUUUGACCAGGAUGACUGGCCAGCUUGGACUCAGUUCACUGCCUCAGUGGGGAUUCAGGUGGUUGGCGAUGAUCUGACCGUCACAAACCCACGUCGGAUACAGCGAGCUGUGGAGGACAAGGCCUGCAACUGUCUACUGCUCAAAGUCAACCAGAUUGGCUCUAUCACGGAAGCCAUCAAGGCCUGUAAGAUGGCUCAGGAGAACGGCUGGGGCGUGAUGGUGAGCCACCGCUCGGGUGAGACCGAGGACACCUUCAUAGCCGACCUGGUGGUGGGUCUCUGCACUGGACAGAUUAAAACCGGAGCCCCCUGUCGUUCGGAACGUUUGGCCAAAUACAAUCAGCUCAUGAGGAUUGAGGAAGAAUUAGGCGAGGUGGCGCGCUUUGCCGGACACAACUUCCGCAACCCAAGUGCGCUCUGAGCACACCGCGGUGACGUCAGCAAUCAUCGUGCCAAAAGGCCUGCAAAUGCUUUCUCUCUCCGCGCUAUCCGGAUCCCAGGCUUUAAUAUAUGGCUGAGUGUACUGACUAGUGUGUGUCUGCCUGCACUGAGCUCCCAUCACUCCGUUCUGUCAACUGUGAAUGACUUUUGUCUUUUUCGUGUGCUUUCUGUUAUCAUCUUCCCUGACUUUCCCACUGCGAACACUAAGCAGCUUUAAAAAAAAAAAAACGUGUGUAGAACUAAUUGUGGCAAAUAAAAAGUUGGGUACAUGGGAACCCUAUAAUAGCUAUAGUAUUUGUUGUUGUUACUAUACAUUCACCCGACUUAAUAUUCCAGCAAAUUCCAACAAGACUUAAUGCAACUGCUUUAUCCUGCAGGCCUGUGUUUUUCCAACAUUUUGCUCCUGUUAUUGAGCUCAGGGGUCAGGAACCUUUUAGGGUGAGAAAGCCAUAAACGGCAAAUAUUUUAAAAUGUAAUUUCAAAAGAGCCAUACAAUAUUUAUAAAACUAAGUACAAGUGUAUUCAUGCAUUUUAUGAAAGACCAACUCUUUAAGAGUACAAUAAGUCCCUAAAUGCAUUUAAAAAACAUUAUGAUGUUGCGAACCAGUGAUGAGAAAAGUACUUUUUACCCUGAAUGCGACUUCUUUGCUGAUGGCUUUGUCAUCUGUUUCAUACGUCAUUAAAUUAAACUGUCGUGGACCUCCGGUACGGGGGUGGACCCAAACGUAGGGCUUCGAGGCAGAGACAUAAUGUUCAAUGUGGUUUAUUUGGGAAACUGGGUUAUACACGGUAUAGGAGUCUGACAAGGCGGCAUUCAAAAGACAUGCAGCAAGGUCCGAUGACUGUGGGGCAAACUAACAAAGUCAACAGAACAGGAUCAUACAAAAGGGCACAGAAUCGCUGUGACUAGGGUUACUCAAACUUACGUGUAGAAGCUGAGCGUCCCACAGGUAGUGAAUGCAACUCAUUAACUUAAAGCAAUGAACUGGCAAAUGCCAGUGACAAAAACUCCAACUUAAAUGCCUGUCUAAUUACAGUCUGAAUGUGAAACCCCUGUGACAGGUGUCACCCCCCCAAAGCAGUGGCCUGGCCACGCCCCUCCUGGCAGUGGCCAAGCCUUGCUCAUAACAUAAUCCUUUGAGACUUCCAUCCGUUAUUUGUGAACCUAGGUUGGUCUUAAUAUUUUUUAAAUCUGAGAAAGAUUUUUCAUAUGCAUAGGUAGAACCAAAACAUUGUCAGUACAGCAAUACUCACACGCUGCAGUGUGUGGUAUGUGACGGGAAAUGCGUUCCAAGUUUUCACAAUCAGCUGGUCUGCAGGUUUAAUUUUUCUCAUUUCUCCCCACUUAUGUGCGUUCGCCAACAAUGCUUGCUGACAGAGUAUUUAUGUAAAAACAAUUCCGGUGGUGGGCGGCGCAUAUGUGCGCUCUCAUUAUAAACCACAUUGAUGAGCUGCGUAAGGACUGUAACAUUUGUAAUUAUGAGUGUACCCCUUUAAGAGCGGAGGGGGGGGGUGCAGGGUAAACUGGGAAGAAGAGUGUGUGGCAGUAGACCAUUGUUAGAGAAAGUUACGUGUGCUGCCAAAAUGUUCACGCCGUCAUGCGAUCGACCGCACCCCUGCUGUAUACAGGAUGUCGUUAUGAGGGCUCUGCGACCACCAAAAGAGCCAUAGGUUCCCGACCCCUACAAAUUGUAGUUUAUGGAUGUUAUGAAUAUAUUGGAAACAGCUCUCGCUAUGAGAUAAUGCAGUUGUUUAUUACCACAAAAUACAGCCACAAUAACAUUAUCACACUACAUAUGCAUAAUCACAGAUAAUCACAAAGUAUCUCACCACACCAUCAUGUAUAAAGUAGCAAAAUUCAAUUAUUUAUUCUUGUAAAAUAAAUACUUUUUCCCCCCUCAUAAAAUACUUUAUUCUUGUAAUACUUUAUUUUUUCCUUUAUUCUCCUGUGAUAAUUUUUUUCUAACAAUUAUUCAACUUUCAACUAAAGUUACAAUUUUAUUCCCUUAAAAUUCCAAAUUUACUGCAAAAUUAGUGCAAUUUUUUCUCGUAAAAUGUCAGUUUAUUGUCAGAAUACAACAAUAUUCUCAUUAUCCUUUGACUUAUUUCUCAAAAUUCUUACUUUGUCAUAUAAUAAAGACUUUUUGUUGCAAAAUCAAGACUUUUUGCUUUUAGAAAUGCCCCUUUGUUUUUCUAUGAUUACUUUUCUGUGAAGUAAUGAUUUUUUUCAAAAUAGAUUAGGGAGGUCGAGCCUAUCCCAUUUCAAUUUGGGGGAAAAGCAGAUUACACUCAGGAUUGGUCAGAGAAAGAAAACAUUCACUGUCACAUUCACACUGUCGCAGAGUGGGAACUAAAUCACGCUGCUUGCACAGAGUGAGCAAUGACCAAAAGUCACGGUGAUUUUUUUGUUGUUGCUCCAAUCUCUAUGGCAACAAAGCAACCAAAUGUUUUGAUUGCUUAGAGUCCAGCAAGUUUAACUGGGUUUUAAACACCUAUUUUUUUUCCAAUAUGAGCACUACAUAACUUAGGUGAAGAACGAAACAAUUUUGUGUACGGAUUGUUUGCCUUGUAUUAAGUUAUCAAAACGGGUUUGGAUAUAUUUUUAAAGGUAAAAGUGUAUUUUCACUUUUGGACAUUUAAGUCAGUUUUUGUAGCCGGGAAUCAGAUCAGCAAGAUCCCCGCCUUUGGCUACCGCCCAGCUCAGCUGCAGUGUCUGCAGUGAUUUGGACUUUGUAUCGAUCCGAUGCGGUCAAGAGGGAGCUAAGUCAAAAGGCGAAACUUUCAAUUUACCAGUUUAUCUACGUUCCUACCCUCGCCUAUGGUGAAGAACAAGAUCCCGGAUACAAGCGGCCGAAAUGGGUUUCCUCCGCAGGGUGUCCGGGCUUUCCCUUAGAGAUAGGGUGAGAACCUCAAUCAUCCGGGAGAGGCUCAGUGUCGAGCUGCUGCUCCUGUGCAUUGAUAGGAGGCAGAUGAGGUGGCUGGGGGCAUCUGAUCUGGAUGCCUCCCUGGUGAGGUGUUCCGGGCACGUCACACCGGUAAGAUCGGGACAACCUAAGACAUGCUGGAGCGACUACGUCUUUCAGCUGGCCUGGGAAGACCUCGGGAACCCCCGGGAAGAGCUGGCUGAAGUGGCCGGGGAAAGGGAACUCUGGCCGUCUCUGCUAAAGGUACUGCCCCAGUGACCCAACCUAUGAUAACAGUAGAAGAUGGAUGGAUGGAUAGAUGAAUGGAUGGCUUUUUCAGUCAGUACUUUUAUUUGGGGGGGGGGGGGCUUUUUGUUAUCAGUAAUGCUAGUUUCAACAGUCUUUUUUGUUUUCUGCACAGAUAUCUCUACUUGUACUUUUUUUGUAUGGUUGUUUUUACACCCACUGGUACUGGAUCUCAUGCGCUUGGUGCAGGGGUACCUAGCGUUGUGGCCGAUUAGUGUUGUGAUCAGUUGCUGCAAAACACGUCACACGUUUCUUCUCCUUCGCUUCCUGCAACCUUGUCCCAUAAGCGGUCGCCACAGUGCGUCAUUGUUGUUCCAUGUAAGCCUAUCUCCUGCAUCCUCCUCUUUAACACCAACUGCCCUCACGUCUUCCCUCACGACAUCCAUCAAGAUUCUCUUUGGUCCCUUGAACCUUGUCUCCAAAGCAUCCAACUUUGGCUGUCCCUCUAAUGAGCUAAUUUCUAAUCCUAUCCAACCUGGUCACUCCUAACGAGAACCUCAACAUCUUCAUUUCUGCCACCUCCAGUUGUACUUCCUGUUGUCUCUUCAGUGCCACCGUCUCUUAUCCGUACCAUCAUGGCCGGCCUCAUCACUGUUUUAUAAACUUUGCCCUUCAACCGAGCAGAGACUCUUCUGUCACAUAACAGAUCUGACACCUUCCGCUAGCUUUUCCAACAAGCUUGUACCAAUUUCCUCACUUCCUUAUCACGCUUACCAUUGCUCCGGACUGUUGACCUCAAUUAUUUUCGUUCGAUCUCUUCUCUUUGCAGCCACACUCUUCCCCUUCCACUCCUCUCAUUAAUGCACAUAUAUUGUUUUAAUUUACCUAAUCUUAAUUUAUCUCCUUUACAGUGCAUGCCUCCAGAUGCUCCCUGCUUUAAGUGGAGAUCACAAUAUAAUCUGCAAAUAGUCUAACCUCAUCUGUCAGCCUAUCCAUUACCACUGCCAACAGGAAGGGGCUCAGGGCUCGUCCCAUUUCUACCUUAAAUUCUUUUGUCACACCUCACCACUGUUCUGCUGCCCUCAUGCAUAUCCUUUACGAAUCCAACAUACUUAUCUGCCACUCCAGAUUUCCUCGUGCAGUACCACAGUUCCUCUCUUGGUACUCUGUCAUAGGCUUUCUCGAGAUCUACAAAGACAUAAUGUAGCUUCUUCUGACCUUCUCUGUACUUUUCCAUUAACAUCCUCAAGGCAAAUAAUGCAUCUGUUGUACUCUUUCUUGGCAUAAUACCAUGCCUAGAACCAUGGGGGAGGGAGGGACAUGUCCACAUCGCCAUGACUGCCAUGGAGAAAGCAAAAGAGAGACUGGAAAUGGGAGGCCAGCUUGCUAGAAUGUGCCUUUAUGUGCAUGCAAUCGACGUAUCUGCAACACCUGAAUCAAGCGACGAGAUGGAUGAUAGGCUGCCAUCUUUUUUUUGGGUGGGGGGGCACGCCAUCACGCGACCAACAGAAACUGCCUUGCGAUCGAGUGGUUGAUCGCGAUCGACAAAUUGAGCUCCCCUGUCUUGCAUCAUCAGCACAAAUUGUAAUCCACCUCCGUUCUUCUACCUCUGCUCUUGUCCUAUGUUCCUGCCUCUUUUGGAAGAAAGUGUUCACUACGGCCAUUUCCAUACUUUUGGCAAUGUCUCCCCCCAUCUAUCCCUCAAAGUUCCUUUCCUGGAUGCCAAUCUUACCCAUAACUUUUUCAUCACCCCUCUUUCGUACAGCAACAUGUCCAUUACAAUGUGUACCAAUCACAACUCUCUUUGUGUCUGGGAUGCUCAGAACUACUUCAUCUAAUUCCUUGCAGAAUUUCUCUUUCACCUCUAGGUCACAUUCUACCUGUGGAGCACAGCUGCUGAUCACAUUAUACAUAAUACCCUCAAUGUCAAGCUCCAGACUCAUCACUCGAUCUGAUGCUCUUUUAACCUCCAAGACAUUCUUUGAUUCUCUAAAAUCACUACUACUCAAUUUCUCUUCCCAUUGACACCAUGGUAAAAUUAUUUAAAUCGUGCCCCUAAAUUUCUAGCCAUACUACCUUGCCACCAACACUCUUGGAUGCACAAUAUACCAACCUUCGUCUUCAUCAUCAUGCCCACCAACUCCCAAGCUCUUCCUGUCAUACUCCCAACAUUCAAAGUUCCCGCAUUCAGUUGUAGGCUCUGUGCUUUCCUCUUCUCUUUCUGUCAAAAAAAAAACCCGCUUUUCACAUCUCUUUUGUCUUCGACUCACAAUAGCUGAUUUUCUAGGUUAACGGUGCCAUGGGCAGACGUUGUUAACCUGGGCCACGACCGAUCCGGUAUGGGAUUCUUUCCAUUCUUUUCCAUUGUUUCUAAAAAAAAUUUAAGCCAGAUGCUCUUCCUGACGCAACCCUCUGCAUUUUUCUGGGCUUUGGACCGGCCUACAGUUUGCACUGGCUUGUGCCCCCCAAAUGGCUGCAUUGCAACACGUCAUGUGCAAUUUCCAGCAAACAAACUGCAGGGGGAGCCCGGGUGCUCUGUGUUGGCAGCUCCUUGACAACAGGAGUGUGUGUGUGUGUGUGUGUGCGCGUGUGUGAGGUAGGGAGGGGGGGCGCAGGCGUACUAGGCACAGUCUUUGCAAAGGUUGCUAUGGUUACCACACAAUAGGAGACGGGACAGGGGGCUGCGUGGAGCAGAG